CAGAGGAAGAGUGGGUGAGGAGUUGUUAUAUAAAUUCCCACAUUACGCAGCUCUUCCUCAAUCUCAGAGAUGCGGGUCUGGUGAGAUGACCAAUACAAUGGCAAAUGUUUCUCUACCACUGGAGUUCAACGUGAGCCUGUUUUCAGAUUUCCUGAUACAUGGAGGGGAGCUGGGUCUCAAGGAGAUCUACACAGACUUGGCCAUCUUUCUUCUUGUGGUAUACAUUAUGGUCCUCAUCGGCAACGCCAUGAUCAUCACUCUGGUGUUGCUCGACUCCAAACUUCACACACCAAUGUAUAUUUUCCUCUGUAAUCUGUCUCUCACAGAUAUAGUGAUAACCACCAGCGUUUUACCUAAAAUGAUAUCAGUGUGUUUGUGGAAUGAUGUGUCCAUUUCAUUUGCAGGUUGCUUCUUGCAGAUGUAUAUCUAUUUGACAUUCCAAACUGCAGAGGGAUUUCUCCUAUGUGCUAUGGCCUACGACCGCUAUGUUGCUAUCUGCAAUCCUUUACGCUACAACAGCAUCAUGACAAUCAAAGUAUGUGUGAUCCUGGCCUCAACAGCAUGGGCUUUGGGGUUAAUUCUUCCAGCAUUGAAUGUCAUUCUUGCAUCACAACUACCUUUCUGUAGUAAUCAGAUAAUAUAUUGGUUUUGUGAUUAUCCUCCGAUUGUUACAUUGUCUUGUUUGGACACAACACUGUUGAUAGAUCUAGCCCUCGCAUGUGCUUUAUUUGUGAUGUAUGUUCCAUUCACUGUCAUAAUUUGGUCAUAUUGUAAUAUCAUCAAAUCUGUUUGCAAAAUUGCCACAUCUGAAGGGCGGAAAAAAGCUUUCUCUACCUGCUCCUCUCAUCUCAUUGUUGUCCUUACCUUCUACAUUGCUCAUUCAUGUGUCUACAUCAGUGCUAAAUCAUAUCAUAUUCAUCCAAAUGUUCUCAUCCUUAUAUCUAUUGUCAACUGUAUUUUAACUCCUCUUGUGAACCCACUUGUUUACAGUUUCAGGAACAAACAGAUCAAGGAUUCUGUCCUGAAACUCUUGUUCUCCAAUAAAGUUAUUCCAUAAU
This is a messenger RNA of Oncorhynchus kisutch (coho salmon), 1058 nucleotides long. RefSeq names its product olfactory receptor 10J1-like. Bases 86 to 1057 code for a protein of 323 amino acids. Gene Ontology annotation, biological process: G protein-coupled receptor signaling pathway. Gene Ontology annotation, cellular component: membrane. The record is from RefSeq and is a predicted model, not a curated record. Gene Ontology annotation, molecular function: G protein-coupled receptor activity; olfactory receptor activity. The transcript is spliced from 2 exons. NCBI's taxonomy places the organism in Eukaryota, Metazoa, Chordata, Actinopteri, Salmoniformes, Salmonidae.